Beta vulgaris subsp. vulgaris (sugar beet) is the source of this 422-nucleotide messenger RNA. RefSeq lists its product as uncharacterized. The record is from RefSeq and is a predicted model, not a curated record. Lineage: Eukaryota; Viridiplantae; Streptophyta; Magnoliopsida; Caryophyllales; Amaranthaceae. The coding region runs from base 16 to 402 and encodes 128 amino acids. The transcript has 3 exons.
GGAAAGCACAAUAGAAUGGUUGGGAGAUUAAUUGAUAUCGAUGUUGAUAUUUUUACAUGGUAUGAUGCUUGCACAUUUUGUGGACUUGAUAUACAACAUGUUAGUGAGCAUAUCAUUUGUAGUAAUUGUAACAAAGAAAAGCCUCCAACAACUAUUAGUGUUUCUGGAUAUAUGACUAUACUCUACUCUACCGGUACAAUGCGUGUCAAGCUCUUUACAAAACAGAUUGAGUUUAUACUCCAUUCAACUAAAGCAAAAUUGAAGCAUAUGUUUGAUGCGGUGCAUGAUAGAGUUUUGCUACGAUCCGAGCUUCUUACACGUGUGCGCAAUGCAUAUAUUUUCGUAUUUCAUCCUCUUCAUCUAUCGGCUUAUAUAGUAGACUAUGUAACUUAUAUCUACUGAGCAGAAGAAUGUGCAUAUUU